AUGCCCGCGCUAGGUGCCAGCCAAGAAUUCUUUCAAAUUGCAGAAGACGAGACUACUCGCCAUUCACAAAGUGUAAAGAAACUUAUUACUCAGUUGGAUCUUUUGAGUUUGCACACUAUGAUCGAAGACUUUUCGGACUUUCAAAAUCGCUUCUUCAACGGAAGUGAGUACAGUAUGAAGGCAUCAAGAUGGCUUUAUACGAAAAUCAACCAAACAGUUACCGCCAGCAAUGCAACAGGCGUUGCGGUGGAGGUUUUUGACCGUGCUGGUUGGGACCAGCCAAGUAUCAUCGUGUCAAUUCCUGGGAUGAGUGCCAAAACAAUCGUGGUGGGAGCCCACCAGGACUCCAUUAUAAGACCGUGCUACCAAGUCCCGCGAGAUUAUGCCCCAGGCGCUGAUGAUAAUGCCUCUGGGGUUGCAACGCUAAUUGAAGCGUUGCGAGCCAUUUUGCGGGACCCUGAUUUUGCUCAAGGGCAUGUACCAAACACACUUGAGUUCCACUUCUACGCGGCUGAAGAGGUCGGGCUGCAAGGAAGCAAACAGAUUUUUGAUUCGUACUCUAGUCAGGGAAGGGAAGUCAAAGCUAUGCUAGAGCGUAUUGGUGUGCUUACAGAUUAUGUUGAUCUUGGCCUGACAGAGUUUGUCAGAAUGAUAAUUACAACAGUAAGUGACCCUACUCUCGUAACUAAUCAUGCGUCAGCUCAGUUACAUGGGUAUCCAGCAGCAAUGACUUUCGAGUCUAAGUUUGGGGAUCACAGUAGAUUCAUUCACACGUCGCUGGAUCGUGCAGAUACAAUUAACAUUAACCACGUACUUCAGCAUGUUACAUUGGUGAUUGGAUUCGCAUAUGAACUUGGGUUUGCUCCUCUUGGAAAUGAAGACAUAACUGAGGAGCUGUGA
Molecule: messenger RNA, 900 nt
Organism: Aspergillus oryzae RIB40
Lineage: Eukaryota; Fungi; Ascomycota; Eurotiomycetes; Eurotiales; Aspergillaceae
Exons: 5
Coding region: 1-900 (299 amino acids)
Biological process (GO): proteolysis
Molecular function (GO): metalloexopeptidase activity
Source: RefSeq, a predicted model, not a curated record